Messenger RNA from Dermacentor silvarum, 8568 nucleotides. It is a transcript of the gene Dora, whose product is annotated as zinc finger SWIM domain-containing protein 8-like. Gene Ontology annotation, cellular component: Cul2-RING ubiquitin ligase complex. Gene Ontology annotation, molecular function: zinc ion binding. The record is from RefSeq and is a predicted model, not a curated record. Lineage: Eukaryota; Metazoa; Arthropoda; Arachnida; Ixodida; Ixodidae.
AAUUUUUUUUGUUUUUAGUUGCGGAAUCGCUAUCGCUUGGAGAGAAAUUUUAGUGUAAACGCUUAUUUGGGCGCUUGUAGGUACGCUAACGAAUUUGCCUAAUUUCUCCAAGCUUACAGUUAUGGCAGUAACUUUUUUGAUGCUACAAAUUGUGCCGCGUAGUUGACGUUCGCGCUCUCAAGUUUGCCGUAUCCUAACCCACUGAGCGUCGAGGGUGAGAGAAAGUAUAAAAAAAAAUAAAAAAAAAAAUGGGCAGCUGAGCCCAGGACAGCUGACAACAAGGGAUCCGAAUAAUAUCGCUCAUUUUCGGGGGCAGGCUCAGGAGGACUGUCUAGGGUUUCGCCGCAGUUGCGGCGGCAUUUCAUUGUACGUUCGACGAAAUUUCGCUGCCGCGCACCGAGAUGAGUCCCAGAUCGGCGUCGGGAGGAACGCUGGAUGUUAUAAUUUGGGAGGUAUAAAUUUCUGUGGGCCGCUCCGAUCGGCCCAGCGGUGCUCAGGCGUGGUAAUGUUUGACUGGGACGAAGGAGACCGUUUUUCCUUCGAGGACAGCGACCGCUUUGAAGAAGAUUCUCUCUGCUCUUGGAUCAGCGAGCCCGAAAGUCUUUGUAACAACUGGAGAGGCUGGAAGAGGCCGACGGGCAACCUAUCUCACGCUUCGGCGCUCCACGGCGGUCAUUGUCGCUCAAAAGCUGAAGGAGGCUUGGUGUUGCCCUUAGUGGAACUUGCAGCUAGGGAGGUUGCUGCACACAUUCCUUUUGAAGUGGUUGAACAUGUGUACCCACCAGUCCCAGAACAGCUACAACUGCGCAUUGCGUUUUGGAGUUUCCCUGAGAACGAAGAAGACAUCAGACUUUACUCCUGCCUGGCCAAUGGAAGUCCAGAAGAGUUUCAAAGGGGAGAACACCUCUUUAAGGCUAAGGCAACGAAGGACCUUCUUCAGAUUGGCUUCCACUUGAGUGCUACAGUGCAUCCUCCUCAGAGCUUGCCUGUGUCCAAGGGGUCAUACAAUGUGGCUGUGACGUUUGACCGUUGUCGCAUCACAUCAUGCAACUGCACCUGCAACAGUGUAGCCUCUUGGUGCUCCCACGUGGUGGCUGUCUGCUUGCACAGGAUUCACCAGCCAAACCAAGUUUGCCUGAGGGCACCGGUGUCGGAAUCUCUAUCAAGGCUUCAUCGCGAUCAGCUUCAAAAGUUUGCUCAGUAUCUUAUCAGCGAGCUCCCACAACAGAUCCUUCCCACUGCUCAGCGGUUACUGGAUGAGCUACUUUCCAGUCAGAAGACUGCCAUCAAUACAUUGCGGGGAGCACCAGAUCCGACUGCUGGAGCAUCUGCAUAUGAACAGACGACAUGGUGCCUUGAUGAGGGAACCCUGCACGAAAACAUUCGGAAGAUCCUGAUUAAGCUUUGCGUCCCAUCACCAAUGGUGUUUAGUGAUGUCAACUAUUUGUCCUCAACGGCACCGCCUGCAGCCACUGAGUGGUGCAGCCUGCUCCGCCCACUUCGUGGCAGGGAACCCGAGGGCAUGUGGAACCUACUGUCUAUUGUACGUGAAAUGUUUCGACGCUCAGACCGCAAUGCCAUCCCUCUUCUGCAAAUCUUGACGGAAGAAGUUUUGGCCUGCGAACAGAUCCUCUGCUGGUGGUUCAACACCAAGGUCUCCCUGCACACUGGAUCAAACGGCCACGGAGGUCGCGCAGUCGGCCACGGCAAUGCCCACUCGUCGCAGCAUGCCUGCAGCAGCCUUUGUGAUGAGAUUGUUGUUCUUUGGAGGCUGGCUGCUCUCAACCCAGCCCUGUCACCUCAAGAUAGGCGCUCCUUCUUUAUUCAGAUGGGAGAGUGGCACGUGAAGACACUGGAACGAGUCUGCAAAGUUCGUGCAGGCAGCAGCAAUGUGGCUGGCACAGGUGGAAAUGGUGGCCUGAGUGGGGCUCGUCGCUCUGACCUGGAUGUGUUCCCUGGCUUCAAGCCCUCCCUGGAGGCCUGUUUAUUGGAUUGGACAGACUACCCAAUUGAAGGAAUUACCUAUGCUGAUGGCGGUGCCUGCAGGUGGUACUCGCCAUACAUGCACACACGCCUCCUGGAGCACAACCCACGAGGUGACCCAAAUCCUGAAGGCUUGGGUGGCAGUGAGCACCUGUCUAGUUUGUGCCGCCGGGGCCGUGCUGUCGACGUGGGCUCUUCAGCAGCUGGCCCCUCGCACCACUGUGACCGCCGGCCCAUACACGUUCUCUGUGCUACUGGCCACCACCAGCUGACCCCAUUGAUGUCACUUGGCCAUGAUUUGUCUCUCCUGGCUGGCAAUGCUGCUGGUGUGGCUGCUGGUGGUGGCAGCAACAGGAGCUCCCUCAGCUCGGAAGGGUUCUGCGAGAAUGAAGAUGCAGCUGGUGACUUUAUGCUUCCUUCGGUGGCCUCCGGUGUGGUGCUGUCUGGUGCUAGAGACCCAUCAGCUGCAGCCUGCAGCAGCAGUGCAGGCAUGCCUAAGGAUAACACACCACUGACUUCUGGAGUAAGCGAUCCAGAGGGUGUGGCUGCCUUGGGAGAAAAGUCUUCUUCACCGGAGGAUGCUGACUCCGAUUGGUCAGGCACCAGGGAAGGCAUCCACCAAAGCCCAGAUGGGAGCUGUAACGUGGAUGUGAGGGGGGACGAUAGAGUGACAGCCGGGGAGGAGUACCAUGUCUACUACUUCAGCUCUCAAGGGAAGGCUCCAGGUGGUGACAGAAACAGGGAUCUCAGGGUUCAAGCUGAAGACUGUGUGCCUGUGCAAGUCAAGAAAAUUGAAGAUCCAUUUGAGAUCCUGUUCGCUCGUGCAGAAGCGCUGCAUGCUCAUGGUCACACUCAAGAGGCCAGCAAACUGGCAGUACGUCUGGCACAUGAGCUGCUUGCUCAUCCGCCGAGCCUAGAAGUGGAAGGAUUGGUUGCAUCAGCCCAGCCUGGGAAGGCAACUGGCAACCGCCGUGGUCGACGCUUCAACCCUGUCUGGCAUCAGGUGAGCCUCUUGGCAUCAGCAACUUUGGCCAAGGCUGCUUUCCUGUGCCAAGUGCUAGGUGAAAACCUGGAACACCAUCACUUGGCCUUCCGCAUUGGGCUCUUCGGGUUGGAAAUGUCUCGACCACCAGCUUCUACAAAAGCACUUGAAGUCAAGUUGGCAAACCAAGAGCAAGACCUCGUCAGUCUGUUGAAGAAGAUACCAUUGGGCGAUGCAGAGCUGAAUGACAUCAGGGAGAAGGCAGAAGCUUUGCGGGAUCACAGGCUGCAGUCUCGGGGUGAUGCACUGCUUCCACUCAUGCUCUCAAGCUACAUCUUUGAUGCACUGGUGCUUUCCAAAAACAACACUAAAGGUGCACCGAAUCCAGGCACUAAGCUGCCAUCAGACGAGGCUUUAGGUUUUGAAGCAGCUGUUGCUGCUCUAGGAUUAAAAGCAAAUGUAUCAGAAGCUGAGCAUCCAUUGUUGUGUGAAGGAACAAGACGGCAAAGGGGUGACCUCAGCAUUACUUUGCUCGUGUUCUAUAAAGAUGAUCAAGAAAAGCUUGCCAAGAUUAUGGAUCGACUGCUGGACAAAGAGGUCCACCAAAUGUAUAAGAGCCCGCCACUGAGUUCUUACUAUAGCACCUCUACUCCCCCUGUGGCGACUGCACUGAACGCAGCAUUCCCUGCAUCCGAGAGCACUUCGGGCAGCUCCUCUUGCACGCCACAGACCAAGGCAGAUGACUUGGCACCAUCCACAUCUGCACUUUCUGCAAGCAAUGCUGCAGAGCGUAGCAGUGACUCCACCACCUGUGUUGGUGCAGCCGACUGCCUUGGUGAUGGCACUGCAGUAAUGGCAGCUGCAGCACAAGCAGCCACGGUAGCGGCAACAGCUGAUCCAGGAAGUCCGCCACCUCUGGCUUCUGGAGGGAUACGCCAGGAGCACUCCGGGGGAGCAAGGGUCAAAUCACACCGGCACAACAGAAGUGCUGGUGACAGUGGCGAUCGUAGCGAGGGCGCUUCAAGUCCUGGCUGGGAGGAGAACUUCAAGGCUUGGGAAGCCAAAUUCCGAUGUACGAACUUUCGAACAACAAAGAAGCAUUCAGCAGGCAUGGCCAGCAUUGACAGUAGUGCACCUGAAACGACAUCAAGCGACAACUCGCCCACAGUGGUGCGGCGUGGUGGCUGGGGUCGCCCGUGUGGACCUGGCAGUGACAGUGGCAGCAGUGGCGAGAGUAGUGACUCAGUUGUGUCCAGCUCCUCUGGGGACCGGGCCACUGGGGUCAAGGCUCGGCACACAGACAGCCUGUGCGUGCUACCAUCGGACAGCCCGCCACCAAGCCUGCAUGCAUCUGUUGGGGGAGCACCUUCACGCUUCCUGGCAUCCGGAGGUGGGGCCCUUUCUGGGGCCAGCUCCGGGUCUCGAGCUCCGGCUGCUGUUGCUGCAGCCCCUCAGAAGCCCCCACCUCCGAGCCGCCUAAAGGGCAAGCGAGGUGCAUGCCCGAGCCUGCCCAACCAGCCGAGCGAGGCCUCGGCCCACUUCAUGUUUGAGCUAGCCAAGACUGUGCUGACCAAGGCCGGUGGCAACUCGAGCACGGCGGUUUUGUUCACCCAGCCCUCGGCCAGCCAGAACCAUCGGGGCCCCCACCGAGCACUGCACAUGUGCGCCUUCCAGAUCGGCCUCUACGCAUUGGGCUUGCACAAUGCAGUCUCCCCAAACUGGCUGUCGCGUACCUACUCCUCACACGUUUCCUGGAUCACAGGGCAAGCCAUGGAAAUUGGCAGCAGUGCACUCAUGUUUCUAAUGGACACGUGGGAGGGCCACCUGACACCCCCGGAAGUGGCGUCUCUGGCAGACAAGGCAUCACGAGGCCGGGAUCCAGCCAUGGUGCGGGCAGCUGCACAGCUGGCCCUGUCCUGCUUGCCACAUGCACACGCUCUCAACCCCAAUGAAAUCCAGCGAGCCCUCCUCCAGUGCAAGGAGCAGUCAGCUGCUGUGCUUGAGCAGGCAUGCUUGGCUGUGGAGUCUGCUGCCAAGGGAGGCGGCGUUUACCCAGAGGUUCUCUUCGACGUUGCUCGUCGAUGGUUCGAGCUGUAUGAAGAAACCACCCAAGGGUCAGGAGAUGCUCCUGCCUCUGGAGGGGAUGCAGCGCCUCGUGGGAACUCUCCCCCGAGCCUGGCUGCACCGUCUUUGGAAGGAAACGGGCUGCCUGAUGUGGCGACACCAUUUGUCAUGGAAAGCCUGGGCCCCGCUCCAACACCUCAGCUUCCCAUGGUUCCACCGCUUCAGUACACGCUGCCGUACCGAACCCCCCACUACCCUUAUCUCAGUGGCCUUCCAACUUUCCACCACCCUCACUUGCUGGUCACCCAGCACCCAGCUUACCUCCAGGCUCCACCAACCUACCAUUAUCCUCCCCUGCCCAGCCACGCUCAGUUUUAUGCGGCUGCCAGUCGGCAUGGUGCUCCUCCACAGGCUCCACCUCCGUACACCCAUCAAAUGAUUGGCGUGCACGUGACAUCGAUGGCUCGGGCGGUGCUGCCGAUGGCCCCUCCACCUCCAGCGCCUCCACCACCCCCAGCUGCUCCUCAGCAGGGACAGGUGCACCAGUUAAAUCAGACGCAGCUGAACUACCUCCUGUCAUCGUAUCGUGUGGGGCUGCUCGCCAUGGAGACGCUGGCUCGCAGGGUGCAUGAUGACAGGCCUCAAGCGAAGUAUGCACGAAACCCGCCUUAUGGAGAAGAUGUCAAGUGGCUUCUAGGAGUGGCCAAAAAACUAGGUACCUCCUAUUUGCAAGAGUUUUGCAUCUGUACAGUAAACAGCGUAGCCAGCCCCUUCAUCUUGUAUGAUAUUGUCACGGACACGGCCCAUCACUUAUCGCGCUCUGGCUCGGCAUCAUUGUCUAUGCCAAUUCGAUCUCAUGUCCUCACACCACUCAUCCAGAAGUGCCAGCAAAUGUUCAUCGCCUGCACCCACACCAAGAUGUACCACAUCACCUCUGUUGAAUAUGAUGAAUUCAUCAACACCCUUCGUAGCGCCCGUGCAGCUUUUAUGCUGACUCCUGGCGGGAUGGUGCAGUUUACAGAAUUGCUGCACAGCCUGCGGCGCUCCAAGUCUUGCAAGAAAGAUCUCUGGCAACGCAUCAAUACGAUGGCGUCAUCAAGUCCUCCCAUCUGACGCCAUCAUGGCCUAUUAGGCACACGAAAUUGAUGGCUGUAACUGAAACUCGUUUCUUACCAGUGUUCCUUUGUGUUUUCUGUUUUGGCUCUGUCUCUGUCGUUGGUGUCCUGCAUAUUUCAUAUAGCAACAGUGUGCACGACUGAGGGGUAAACUCUUCUUGAGUCUUUGCCUACACCAGCCUUGGAUAGUGCCGAUAAAGUUUCAGUGAGAGUGGUUCGGGAAUUGAUCAUAUUUGGCCUGAGGGACCUUGUUGUUUGUGCGAAUGCCUCUGCAACUUGCAGCAGAUGUAACAUUGUUAAUUUAUUGCAUACUCCCACUGUGUGUGUGGUGUGAGAGAGUGCUCUUGUGUAUGUGUGUGUGAGAGAGAGAGAGAGAGAACUGUCAACAGGUCUGUCCAAAUAGCAUUUGUCUGAAAAGUUCCAGCAGGCUGCAAGGAAUUUUCCUUGCUCUGGACAUGUCAUGUUUGUGUCUUUGUGAAUGACGUACUUGCAGCAAGCAGUGGGAGCUGCAUGGCUGCUACUUUGGUUUUUGCAUGUAGCUGCAAAGACAUGCUGUGGUGCUAGCUUGGACUCAACCAUGGUUGGCACUGGCUGCAGGUGUAGACACAUCCUGAAAGCCAAUACUAAAGCAUGCUGUUGAUCUAGUACACAUGUACUGACCAAUGUAGUAGCUGUUUUCAUUGCUCAGUCCUUAGCUGGUGCUCUGUAUUCUCUGUAUCCAUUUUUUGUUCUGUGCAUGCAACAUGAUUAUGCAUGCCACAAUUAUUGUAUGAUGUGCUGGAAGGCUAGGUUUUGUUGUUCUUUCUUUUUAUAAUGAAAACAGGUGGUGAUGUAUGUGAAUUUUGUUGUUAUUUGCCAUUUUGCUCAAAGGAAAAAUUAUUUGUUUUGUCUGUGUGCAACUGUAGCCUUUAGAUUAUAGGACAUAAAAUUUAGAUCUUCCCUCCCCCCCCCCCCCCUCUUUUUUUAUUCUUUUUUUUUUCCGUCAGCUAAAGCUCGACACAGGACAGUGUUCUUGAGGCAGCUCCUAAUGUGUGGCAGCUUUUGUGGAGCCAAGCUAAAAAGCAGAGCUGAGAAGGGUGCAUGCCAUUGCCAGUUUUUCUCGUGUUUGAAUGUGGAGUGGCAGCCAGUUGUGGUUGCUGCACAUGUGUGUCUGCAUGGAGCUUCUGUGCAGGCUGUGCACGUGUCAUACUUCAGUGCUCAGUUCUGUCUCGAGUAGAGCUGCUGCACUCCAUGUCGAGUUACUCGGCGUUGCCUUUUCCGAAGUGUGGCCUACCAGUGUCAUUGCCACCAUUGUCGUGGCCACCAUGUUACUGAAGCAAGUUGCUCGUAACAUGAAACUUUGAUGCAGUGGAUGUGUCUGAACAUGAGCAGCAUCAGGCGGCUGAUCGCAAGUUUUUCAGGUGUUUUUCAUCAUGGUACAUCAGUGCUCAAGUCGUGAAAACAAUUUUUUCCAGUGUCUGGUGAUGUUUGUUGUUCCCUCGUUUGUUGUUGUUCACUGUUGUGGUGAUGAUGGUGGUGUUUCAGUGCGUCCUAGUGACCAUCACCUUUUUUCCUCUGUUUAAUCACCAUUAGUGUAUCAGUCUAUUGUCACUGUAGACAUAUGACCAUACUUUGCAUCCAUCUGAUAUGUAAGCUGUGUAGAAGGGCUUGCAGGUAUCAUGUUUCUGGGAGGUCCAUUGUAUUGCCAUCAGAAAAAAAAAAAAAAAUCACGGGCUUCAUAAAAGACACAUGCUCCUGCUUUGCACUCUUUAUCCGAGCGGUUAGCAGUAGUGUCAGUCGUUCAUGCCCUUCCUUUGCAUGCAUUCUCAAGCUGUGGUCUGCAAAGUUCUUGGUUCAAAGUUAAUGGGCUAGAACCUCUCACACGGGUGCCUGAAUUUAUGCGCUGGCAAAGCCCUUUCCCUCUUCUUUGCGUGUAUAUGUGUGUACAAGAUUUUGCUUCAUACAGGCUAGUAUGAUUAGCGUUUUUGACACUUGGGCCGGUAUAAUGUAAUGCUUCCUUUCGCUUCAUUGUAUGCUUUUCUUAUCCACCGUUUACGACUGACCGAUCUUGGGGAUUAACGUAGGUGGAGCGCUACUCUGACCACCGAUGAAGCGCGAAAAGGAAAAGAAUUUGAAUAGAAUUGUUACAUUAUCCCGGCCUUGGUAUGUAGAAGGUUUAUUUUCUUUUGUCUGCUGUCAAAUCACUCAUGACUCAAGCAGAAGGUCUCACAUUAGUUAAUGCAAUCUUUUUUCUUGUUCGUGUAAAAAACAGUAUUGGUGUUGCAGAAAUCCUAAGAGUGUUCUGUGCUUCACAAAAGUAAUGUUAGAAGCUUUUCAAAGUUAUGUUAUGAAUUUUUCAUUAUUCACCAUCAAAUUGACAAUGGUGAUUGUUUCACAAAUUUAUUUUGGCGCUUUGUUUGCCAGAAGAGUUUUAACCCGUCCAUG